Drosophila erecta is the source of this 742-nucleotide messenger RNA. RefSeq lists its product as uncharacterized. Lineage: Eukaryota; Metazoa; Arthropoda; Insecta; Diptera; Drosophilidae. The transcript is spliced from 2 exons. The record is from RefSeq and is a predicted model, not a curated record. Bases 122 to 298 code for a protein of 58 amino acids.
GCCCAGUGGCUCGGAGUCGGCCCAUUCCAGCUCAGUUACAGUUCUGUUCUCAUCCAGAGCACACCUCCCAGUACUACUAAAUUUCUCUCGCUUUUCAGUUUCGUUCGACAUAUUCAAUAUAAUGGCCAGGGCUAAACUAAACCAGUGGGUGGUACAACUGCGCGACGUUGGCAAGGUCCUGCGAUGCAACUUGCCCAUAAUGGACAAGGCCAAUUGGGUUCUGUCCAGGAUUCAGAUAUCUCUUAAAUCCGCCCGUAUAAUCGAGAUUAUUACUAAUCCGAAAAGCAAGAAGCGCUAGGCAAAUAAACAAUUAGCCACGACACGAACCUCGCUUUGCGGAGCACCUGAUACCCUUUAUCGUUUAUCGAUUGACCUAGCCGAAUCACGCCUCCUGAUAACGAUUAAACAAAAAGUCGAAAUGUAGUAAAACUCGCGGAAAGUAAAUAAAUUGUUAUAACCCAAGUAUAAUAAAGAGCGGCCAGCAAGUGGCAAUACUAUUGCGAUUGUUGGGCACCCAACAACGGUGCCGGCUGGUCUGGGUGUUAUCGGAUGAUUGGCAGCUCCUUUGGAAAAUCCUCAAGUUCAGCUGCUUCUGCACACACUGACCUUCAUUAUACAUACAUAGCGUACAUACGAGCAGUUUGUGUGUGUGUGCGUGCGCCAGCAAGUGUGUGGGUGCACUGAAAAAAGGUUGGAAAGGAUACAAGCGCGAAAUCGGUGAAAAACCGGAAUAUUGCAUACC